AUGCUCACUUCUAAAAGAGGUGGACUUGUUUAUGAUAAAGAAGCUGAUUUUAAUGAACCUAUGAUGAGAAAUUGUGUUGGAAUUAGUCAUUUUUUUGUAUUUGAUGUAUUUGAUAAAGCGUUGUGUUUCUUAGAUAAAGUUGUUCAAAUAGGAUGUUAUGGAGAUGCUGCAACAUCACAAGAAAAACAUAAAAUUUGGGUAAAAAGAAUUUGUAGUAAUAAUGAGUAUAAUAAAGGAAAAGAAAAAACAAGUAAAGUAGGAUGUGGUGCACAUGCUUUCGUCAGAGAAGUACAAUUACGAACAAUAAUUCAUGGAACAAUAUUUAAAAAAGAACAAGUUAUUUUCAACUUUGAAAAUAAUAUUUGUUCAACUCAUAAAGUUUCAUUUCUUCCUUUGUUUGAGCCUAAAAUGUUUAGUUCAAAAUAUCAAAUUGUUAUGAAAAAAAAAGUAGUUCUUGUCACUAUUGGAGAAGGACAUUCUGCUGCUUGUAAACAACAAAUGCAAAUGAAUUGUUUCCAAUUAAAACAUAAAAAAGAAAAACAAUCAAAAGACUUUAAUGAAAAAGGUGAAACUUCUAUUCAAUCAAUAAAUCCUCCUUUACAAUCUCCUUUUGUUAUUUGUCAACAACCAUUUCUUCAAUCCGAUUCAAAACAAGAAGAAUUUCAUGAUAAUAGUAAAUGUGCAUUUACUCAAGGAGUAGUUAAUUAUGAUGGUCGAUAUUAUUUUAUGUGUAAUGAAGAUGAAAUGGCUAGAAAAUAUCUGAGUCGUAUUGAUUCAUUAACAAAAGAAGUUUUUGAGGAUAUUGAGAAUAAUCCUUAUGAUCAACGCCUUCAACUAUUCAUUCAAUUAAUUCAAAAUACUAAAAAAGCAUUUAUCCAAUAA
Molecule: messenger RNA, 882 nt
Organism: Entamoeba dispar SAW760
Lineage: Eukaryota; Evosea; Mastigamoebida; Endamoebidae
Exons: 1
Coding region: 1-882 (293 amino acids)
Source: RefSeq, a predicted model, not a curated record